GAGGGUAUUAAAUCAAACACGCCCAAAUGCUGUCUGAAGAGACUCCCCCCCACCCCUCUCUCCUCUUUAAGUUUAGAGAUGGGUUGGUCUUCGCAGUGAUGUCACCUCACUUCUCUGUGGACAUUCAGCAUGCAUCUCCCAUUCGUCUCCAAAGAGCAGCAGCCAAAACGCAGCAUUACGCACGGCGUUGUGACUUCGGAGGAGACACUCAAUUCCGGGACCUGCAUGGAUUGUUGUGAACUCUCUUCUCUCAUUUAUGAUACAUCCUGAACUUGGUGUGCGUGUUAGAACUGGUAAAGGACCCGAGAUGAAGAGAUUGACUCGUUUUUGCAGCCUCUGUGUCUCAUGUGGGCAUUAUGCUUCCACUGACCAGGAACGUUGCGCGCAACCUGCCCACAUACGUUAGCAACGCAGCGCGCGGCACCCAGCCUCAGCUGUCUUGGAAAAGAAAAGGGUGCAAAACAACAAAGAUGAUACAACGGGACAUUUUGCAGUCAGAAUGGAUUUAGCGCAGUUGACUCGGCUGUCUGGAAACGUUUCCAACGAUGAAAACACCACCGACGCACCGCUUACUUUGCCACAUACGGAGGUAGCCACAGCUCUCAUCAUCCUGGUGGUUACUGCGAUCGUUUCGGUGACCAUUGUUGGUAAUGUGUUAGUGAUUGUGGCGGUGCUCACCAGCCGGGCUCUCCGUGCCCCCCAGAACCUUUUCCUGGUCUCUUUGGCAUCGGCUGACAUCCUGGUGGCCACACUGGUCAUCCCAUUCUCCCUAGUCAACGAGGUAAUGGGCUACUGGUACUUUGGCACAACCUGGUGCGCCUUCUACUUGGCUCUGGAUGUGCUGUUUUGCACCUCAUCCAUCGUGCACCUGUGCGCCAUCAGCCUGGACCGCUACUGGUCAGUGACAAAGGCGGUCAGCUACAACCUGAAGCGGACACCGAAGCGCAUCAAGUCCAUGAUUGCUGUGGUGUGGAUCAUAUCUGCCAUCAUCUCCUUCCCUCCUCUCCUCAUGACCAAACACGACGAACGGGAGUGCCUGCUGAACGACGAGACCUGGUACAUCCUCUCAUCCUGCCUGGUGUCUUUCUUUGCGCCCGGUCUCAUCAUGAUUCUGGUUUACUGUAAGAUUUAUAAAGUGGCCAAGCAGCGCUCCUCCACCGUGUUCGUGGCCAAGAACGGUCUGGAGAGGCAGCCCUCUCAGUCAGAGACCUGCUUUGUCAGGAAGGACCGGUUCGAGAUGGAGAGCCCCAGCAGCCAAAGCUCCGGCAGCCACCCGCCGAGGCAAGGGGAGUUGGAUGACAUCGACUUGGAGGAGAGCUGCUGUCAGUCGGAUACCAAACCACGCCACAAUCGCUUCACGAAGCGAAGGAAAGUGGAGGGAUCUGACUGCUGCCCCCCACAGAACUGCCGUCUGUCCUGGGCUUCAGCCCGGGCGCUACAGCUCUACCCGGAGCAGAAGAACCCGGCCGGGCGACAGCAGCUGAACGCGGUGAACAAGACUAAAGUGGCCCAGAUGAGGGAAAAGCGUUUCACAUUCGUACUGGCUGUAGUGAUGGGAGUGUUCGUGCUCUGCUGGUUCCCCUUCUUCUUCACUUACAGCCUCCACGCUAUCUGUAGAGACAGCUGCUACAUCCCCGACGCACUUUUCAACCUUUUCUUUUGGAUUGGCUACUGCAACAGUUCUGUGAACCCCAUAAUAUACACAAUUUUCAACAGGGAUUUCAGAAAAGCCUUUAAGAAAAUCAUUUGCAGAACUUCAAAACGCACAUAAAAGGGUUCUUAUUUUAGUUUUUUUUUCUUUUCUUUUGGCUUUGUCACUCAACUGUACUGUGAAGGGAUUGUAUUAUUAUAAGUCAUUGUUCUUGGCUGACUACUAUUCUGCUUCCCCACAUUGCAAAAAAAAAGAAAGAAAAGAAAAAAAAGAAAUCCAGUGUUGUGUACACAUCUGUCUAUAAAUAAAAUUCAUAACGUGGAGUAAAACUGAA
This is a messenger RNA of Mugil cephalus (flathead mullet), 1985 nucleotides long. RefSeq names its product adrenergic, alpha-2D-, receptor b (gene adra2db). Gene Ontology annotation, cellular component: membrane. Gene Ontology annotation, molecular function: alpha2-adrenergic receptor activity. The record is from RefSeq and is a predicted model, not a curated record. Bases 500 to 1771 code for a protein of 423 amino acids. Lineage: Eukaryota; Metazoa; Chordata; Actinopteri; Mugiliformes; Mugilidae. Gene Ontology annotation, biological process: regulation of vasoconstriction; regulation of smooth muscle contraction; adenylate cyclase-activating adrenergic receptor signaling pathway. The transcript has a single exon.